AUGUGCUUUGGGAGGUGUGCUAGAUACAUUGGGUACCAGCUACUAGUCCUUGCCUUGCUGUGCAUUGUGGCCAAUGUUUUGCUUUAUUUUCCUAACGGUGAAACAAGAUUUGCUGCACAUAAUCUCCUCGGCAAGUAUGUGGGCUGUCUUCAUGGCAUUAUAGGAGGAGGUCUUGUGGUUUUGGUUCCAGCAUUCACACUUAUUGGAUUAGAACACGAUCGUUGCCACGGCUGCUUUGCCCACGAACACUAUGGGAGGAAUUGCGCACCCCUGGUAGUAGUCCUGGUAGCCUGUAUUGGCAUUGCUGGUGCUGCAUACUGCUUCAUCAUUUGCUGUUUCGCCUUGUCCCAGGGCCCGUACUGUUUCUGCUGGCCUGAGAGAAUCUGGUGCUAUCCAUUCUCUAACUCCUACGGAGGGUACUUGCUCGAGCACAACAACUGGUCUCUUUGUCGGGAGCCAAAGUACAUUAUUCAGUGGAACAUAACCCUUUUUUCCAUCCUGCUGAUCUUGAGUGGGUAUGAAUUGAUUCUGUGUAUCCUUCAGAUAAUACAUGGCUGCAUUGGAGGUGCUUGGGCUAUGUGUCACGGUGAAAGAGAG
Molecule: messenger RNA, 597 nt
Organism: Gekko japonicus
Lineage: Eukaryota; Metazoa; Chordata; Lepidosauria; Squamata; Gekkonidae
Product: transmembrane 4 L6 family member 1-like
Exons: 4
Cellular component (GO): membrane
Source: RefSeq, a predicted model, not a curated record